GAGGAGGAGGAGGAGGCGGCCGGAGGAAGAGGAGGCGGCGCUGCUGCUGCUGCUGUCGCUGCCGGCGGCUAUGUAGGGGCCCCGGUGCGGGCGGAUCCGGAGGCCGCUGCCCGCCUCUGGAGCGCGGCGCCGGGGCCGGGCCCGGCGGGAUGUUCUCCAAGAAGCCGCACGGGGACGUGCGGAAAUCCACGCAGAAGGUGCUGGACACCCGCAAGGACCCGCUCACCCGCCUCAAGCACCUGCGCGUCCUCAUCGACAAUGCGGAAUCAAUUGAUCUCAAACAGUUUUUCGACGUACAUUUCUCACAUAUAUAUUAUGUGUUCUUUGAAAACUUUGUGACUAUUGAAGUAGGUCUUAAACAAAAAGGUCACAAGUCUCAGAGAGAAGAAUUAGAUUCUAUUCUUUUUAUUUUUGAGAAAAUUUUGCAACUCCUUCCAGAAAGGAUUCAUCAGAGAUGGCAAUUUCACAGUAUUGGGUUGAUUUUAAAGAAGCUUCUUCAUACUGGAAAUUCAUUAAAGAUACGUCGAGAGGGCGUACGUCUCUUUCUACUGUGGCUGCAAGCACUUCAAAACAACUGUAGUAGAGAACAAUUAUGGAUGUUUUCUUGCUUAAUUCCUGGAUUUUCAUCACCACAAUCUGAAUAUGGUCCCCGAACACUAGAUAAUCUUAUUAACCCUCCUCUUAAUGUUCAAGAAACUCAAGUGACUAUAGAGGAAAUCACUCCACUUGUUCCUCCACAAUCAGGCGAUAAAGGACAAGAAGAUUUAACAAGCUAUUUCUUAGAAGCGCUUUUGAAAUACAUUGUAAUUCAGGUUAAGAGUUUAGAAUGGAAGAACAAGGAAAACCAGGAAAAGGGAUUUUCAUUUUUGUUCUCAAAUUUUAAGAAAUACUACUUGCCUUCUAUUUUCCCAAACAUCUGUAAGGAGACCAGCUUAUAUAACCCUAUACUUGAUAUACCACAGAUGAGACCAAAGCCACACUACGCAAUGGUUAAGAAAGAUGCUGAAACCAAUGAGGCAAUAUAUUGCACAAAGGAACCUUUUAUUAAGGCUCGUGUUAUUGUCAUUCGGUGGUUGGUGUCUUUCUGGCUUGAGCCAAAACCUCAUGCAGGACCUCAUAUUCCUGGGAUGGAAGGUGAAAAUGUGCCAAAGAAUAUACAGAGAGCAGCUGCUAGCAUGGCUUCAAGGGAAGACAGCAAAAAUGACAGCACUGAUAAGCAGGACAGAAAUGCAGAGCCAGAACAAUCUCAUUCUAAUACAAGCACUCUAACAGAGAGAGAACCGAGUUCUUCAAGCCUCUGCAGUAUUGAUGAAGAACAUUUAACUGAUAUUGAAAUUGUCCGCAAAGUCUUUUCUUCUAAAAGAAGUAAUGUUAAUUUUCUAACUGAGAUUUUUCGACAGGCAUUUCUGUUGCCAAUAUGUGAAGCCGCUGCCAUGAGGAAAGUGGUAAAGGUUUAUCAGGAAUGGAUUCAGCAAGAAGAUAAGCCAUUAUUUAUGAAAGAACCUGAAGAAAUAAUGCAGUGUACAGCUGUAGAUUGCGAUGAAAAUGUUGUAGACCAUAAUUCAUCUGAGAAGGCAAAAGAAAGAGAAGAGGAAAAAGGUAUGAACUCCAGUCAUGUUAGAAAUUCAAACUGGGCAAGAAAUGGCUGUUACCAAGACACUUUGCAUAAACUGUCCGAAAUUGAUACUGAAGAGCAAAAUGUACGAGCUGGAGUGCAGUCAGUAUUGCAGGUUUUUAUUAUAAAUUCUUCAAACAUAUUCUUUCUUGAACCAGCAAAUGAAAUUAAAACUCUGCUGGAUGAACACACUGAUAUGUGUAAACGCAUUCUUAAUAUCUACCGCCACAUGGUAGUCCAAGUGACUAUGGACAAGAAGACUUGGGAACAGAUGCUACUCGUGCUGCUCAGGGUUACUGAAUCUGUGCUGAAAAUACCACCCCAAACUUUCUUGCAGUAUCAAGGAAGAAAAAACUCCACCUUAGCAGGAAGGCUUGCAGGACCUCUUUUCCAGACACUUAUAGUAGCUUGGAUCAAAGCAAAUCUAAAUGUGUACAUCUCUCGAGAACUUUGGGAUGACUUGCUGUCUGUAAUGUCAUCGCUGACAUACUGGGAAGAGCUGGCCACUGAGUGGUCAUUGACAAUGGAGACACUAACUAAAGUAUUAGCUAGAAACCUCUAUAGCCUGGACCUCAGUGACCUGCCAUUGGAUAAAUUAAGUGAGCAGAAGCAGAAAAAACACAAAGGCAAAGGAGUUGGGCAUGAAUUCCCCAAAUCUUCUGUUGAUAAGUCCUUUUCUAGAGGCUGGAGCCGUGAUCAGCCUGGACAGGCACCAAUGAGACAACGCAGUGCUACAACCACUGGAUCUCCAGGAACAGAAAAAGCAAGAAGCAUAGUACGGCAGAAAACAGUUGCCAUGAGAAGCCGAUCCAUUGGUGAAUGUGCUCUGCCAUCGGCCUAUAUACGCAGUGCUAAAAGUGCUCCUGUUCUGAUCCAUACUUCCAAACCCUUCUUGCCUGAUAUUGUUCUCACUCCCCUUUCUGAUGAGCUUUCAGACAUUGAUGAUGCUCAAAUUCUUCCACGUCCACCUCGAGUCAGACAUUUUUCACAGAGUGAGGAUGCUCCAAGUGAAGUUUUUGGUGCAUUAAAUGAGGAACAGCCGCUGCCACGAAGUAGCAGCACCUCUGACAUCCUGGAACCAUUCGCAGUUGAACGAGCCAAAGGUGCAGUUCCUGUCAUUGACAGUUCAUCCCAUCACGCUCCAAGCUUACAGAGUUCCACUGAGACCUCUUCAAUGCAUAGAUCCACUGAAAGCCAUAUUACUGAUACAAAUAGCAGAGAGUCCUCCUUGGAAGUUGGGGAUAGUAUUUAUGACCAUCUUUGUCAUUUAAUAGGGCCGGUAGAAUUUGCAAACACAACCUUUGAACAAAGCCAAUAUGUUGACCUUGAAGGUGAAGAUGAUCUUCUUUCCUCUCUGAGAGAAUAUCUUAAAGAAAAAGAAGAACUUUGCGGUAACUUUGAGAUAGAUAAAUGUGAGGCUUCUGCUCACGAAGGUGAUACAUCAGUAAAUAGGAAUGAUAGAUUACCACUGGAUGGAUUAGAAAAUAGUGAUCAGACUGCUCAAUGCACGAAUAGCAUCACUGUUACAGAAAGAGCUGAUAACACAGAGCUGCACCUAGAACAAAACCAAAGUGGCUUUAUAAGUAAUAUUGCACCUACUCAAGUAGACAUUUUUGCAAGAAAUGAAGUGCUCGAUAAAGCCAGACAGUUGAAUAUUGAUAAACAAUAUGAAAACCUGUUUGAUCAUGGGUCAAGUAGUCCUAGCAGCAAAGAAGGGAAGAGAUAUCUGUACAGGCAAGCAGCCACUGAAGCUGAUGUAGAUUCAGCUGUGGAAGCAGCAUUAGCUGAAAAGCAUAGAAGUACCCAAUUUAAUGAAAAAAUAACCAACUCACGUGUUAUGCAUGCAAAGAAAAUUCUUCCUAAAGCACAAGUUAACCCUCAAAUGCCUCACAUCACAGGUACAAGCAAACUGUCACCAACUAAACGGAGUAUAUCUGAAACAGUAACUCAUAGGGCCAAAAUCAUGAAAAUAACAACUAAAAAAAGAAAUAGUGUUCAUGUAACUUUUAGACCAUCUACAGAAUCAGUUCAAUUUUACAACCCUCUUGAGAACAAAGAGGCUGCUUGGAAAGCACGACUUCGUAAACUCAGUGGCUUCAGUAGUGGUGGUAGUGGUAGCAGCAACAGCGGUACCAGUACAAGCACCAGCUCAUCAGCUGUCAUGGAGCUGGUUAGACCCGGAAUAUAUAGACCUCUAGAUGCAAUCAAUGCUGCUUCAGUUGGUAGCAAGCAAAUUAAGGAAACUCCAGAAACUCAAGCAGCCGUGCUGCAAAAAGAAGGUAUUGCAGUUAACCAGUUCCAUAGCCGUAGUGCAUUUAGGUCGUCAGGUCAGGAGUCAGCACAACAGCAGGGUUCCCUGGGUGGUGUUUAUAAAACUGUUGUACAUGCUCUUUCGAAGCCGAAGGCAAAUGUUUCCCCACAGAGGCAGAACAGAGUGCCAGCAGAGGCUCCACUGAGGGAUCUGUACAGUCAUGUAAUGGGCUAUUUUGGAAGGAAAGCUGCAGCUAAUAGAGAGGACAUGAGUCAAAAGCUGCACCCUAUUGAUAGUGAUAUUGGCAGCAGCAAUACAAAUGUUCCUGACCUCAUGGAUGAAUUUAUAGCUGAGAGACUCCGCAGUGGUAGUGCACUGAAUGUGACAAGACGAGGAAGCAGUCCUGGCAGCCUGGAAGUUCCAAAAGACCUUCCUGAUGUAUUGAACAAACAGAACCAAAUGCGUCCUAUAGACGACCCAGGCGUGCCAUCCGAAUGGACAUCGCCUGCUAGUGCAGGCAGCAGUGACCUCAUCAGUUCAGAUAGCCACUCUGACUCGUUCAGUGCUUUUCAGUAUGAUGGCCGCAAAUUUGAAAGUACGCUUACAGCGACUAAGCAGAAUACAGGACAUGCAAUAGGAAUGUCUUCUCCAGAAGUUCAGUCACAGUUUUGUGACAGAAAUGAGAAUGUCCAUAAUAGCCAAUUACUUUCUGCUUUUACAUCUUAUGUAAAUUGUGCAACAGUGUGUUGGAAGCAUAGGAGAUGUACAUACAAGUUUUACAUGGAAGAUUUUGGAGAUUUCAGCUUUGGCACCGAGGCAGGGACGCCAGCUUCCACUGAUGUUGAUGCAAUUUCAGGACAACAACAGAGUGCUGAGGAGCAAGAAGUAGCCAGUCUAACUACACUCCACAUAGAUUCGGAAACAAGUAGUCUCAAUCAGCAACCAUUGUCUGCUGAAGCUGCAACUAUUACUGGCUCUGAAAGUGCUUCUCCAAUCCAAUCUGCUCUUGGAUCCCGAUCACAGACACCCUCUCCUGCCACUCUUCAUGCAGAUCAUAUUGAGCAGAAGGAUCUGCAGCUGGAUGAGAAGCUCCACCACUCUGUUUUACAGACGCCAGAUGACCUAGAAACUAGUGAAUUUCCCUCAGAAUGUUGCAGUGUGAUGGCUGGGGGAACACUUACAGGAUGGCAUGCAGAUGUUGCUACUGUGAUGUGGAGGCGGAUGCUAGGAAUUUUGGGGGAUGUCAAUAGCAUCAUGGAUCCAGAAAUUCAUGCCCAGGUUUUUGAUUACCUCUGUGAACUGUGGCAGAAUCUGGCCAAGAUCAGAGACAAUCUUGGUAUUUCAACAGAUAAUCUAACUUCACCAUCUCCACCAGUUUUAAUUCCACCACUAAGAAUUCUAACACCUUGGCUGUUCAAGGCAACAAUGCUGACUGAUAAAUACAAACAAGGCAAGCUACAUGCUUAUAAGCUCAUUUGUAAGACAAUGAAGCGAAGACAAGAUGUAUCUCCAAACAAGGAUUUUUUAACUCAUUUCUACAAUAUAAUGCACUGUGGACUUCUUCAUGUUGAUCAGGAUAUUGUCAAUACAAUCAUCAAGCACUGCUCUCCUCAGUUCUUUUCACUUGGUUUGCCUGGUGCCACCAUGCUUAUUAUGGAUUUCAUUGUGGCAGCAGGAAGAGUGGCAGCCUCUUCUUUUCUCAAUGCACCAAGAGUUGAAGCACAAGUUCUUUUAGGAUCUCUUGUCUGUUUUCCCAAUUUAUAUCACGAACUACCAGCUCUUCACCCAAACAUUCCGGACAUUGCUGUGUCUCAGUUUACAGAUGUUAAGGAGCUCAUAAUUAAAACUGUGUUAAGCUCAGCAAGAGAGGAACCGUCUGGUCCUGCACGAUGUGUUGCUCUUUGCAGUCUUGGUAUUUGGAUCUGUGAGGAGCUAGUUCAUGAAUCCCAUCAUCCUCAGAUUAAGGAAGCAUUGAAUGUGAUUUGUGUUUCUUUAAAGUUUCCCAAUAAAACAGUAGCCCAAGUUGCCUGCAGUAUGCUGAACAUGCUGAUACAUUAUGUGCAUAGACUUCAAGUGUAUCAAGCUGAUUCACCUUUAAGAAUUAUUCAAAUUCUGAUAGCAACUAUUACUCAUCUGUUACCCAGUACAGAAGCUUCCUCAUAUGAACAGGACAAGAGGUUGGUGGUUUCUUUACUUCUGUGCCUGUUGGAUUGGAUAAUGGCCUUGCCAUUAAAGACCUUGCUGCAGCCACUUCACUCUACAGGAGCAGAAAAUGAUAAGACUGAGAGAUCUGUUCUUAAUUGUAUCUAUAAGGUUCUUCAUGGAUGUGUCUAUGGUUCUCAGUGUUUUAGCAACCCCAAAUAUUUUCCUCUAAGUCUUUCUGAUUUGGCAUGUGUGGACUACGAUCCUUUUAUGCAUUUAGAAAGCUUGAAGGAACCAGAACCACUGCAUUCUCCAGACUCUGAGCGUUCUUCUAAACUUCAGCCAGUCACUGAAGUGAAAACCCACAUGCAACAAGGAUUAAUUUCUGUUGCUGCUCGUACUGUGAUAACACAUCUAGUGAACCACUUAGGCCACUAUCCUAUGAGCGGAGGUCCUGCUAUGCUAACUAGCCAAGUGUGUGAAAACAAUGACAAUCCAUACAGUGAAAGUCCUGAACUUUCUCCUGAACUUUUUGAGAACCCAAACCUUCAGUUCUUUGUGUUAAACAACACUUCCUUGGUGUCUUGCAUACAAAUCCAAGCGGAAGACGACAUGCCUGGCGGAGGACUAUCUGCUGGACUUGCAUCUGCAAAUUCAAAUGUCAGAAUUAUAGUGCGUGACCUGUCUGGCAAAUACUCGUGGGAUUCGGCCAUUUUGUAUGGACCAUCAUCUUUAUGUGCAUCAUCACAACAGACAUCUUUUGCACUUUCACUGUCUCAACAAGACAAAACAGAAGAUGCUCUUUCAUCUUUUGAACAUGUGGAGGAUAUAUCUUCAAGGGAUGGGAUUACACUCCAAGUAAAAAGGAAAUUUAGAGACACUGUACCGACAUGGGAUACAAUUAGGGAUGAAGAAGAUGCCCUUGAUGAGCUCUUGCAGUAUUUAGGUGUUACAAGCCCUGAGUGCUUACAGAGAACUGGUGUCUCACUCAACAUUCCUGCUCCUCAGCCAGUCUGCAUCUCAGAGAAGCAGGAGAAUGAUGUCAUCAAUGCAAUUCUGAAACAGCACACAGAAGAGAAAGAGUUUGUUGAAAAACAUUUCAAUGAUUUAAAUAUGAGGGCUAUGGAGCAGGACGAGCCAACCUCACAAAAGCCCCAGUCAGCAUUUUACUACUGCAGGCUACUUCUCAGUAUAUUGGGAAUGAAUUCUUGGGAUAAAAGAAGGAGCUUUCAUCUCUUGAAGAAAAAUGAGAAGUUACUUCGAGAACUCAGAAAUUUGGAUUCAAGACAAUGCCGAGAGACCCACAAGAUUGCAGUGUUUUAUGUUGCUGAAGGACAAGAAGAUAAACACUCCAUUCUUACUAAUACUGGGGGAAGUCAAGCCUAUGAGGAUUUUGUAGCUGGUCUUGGCUGGGAGGUGAAUCUCACAAACCAUUGUGGCUUUAUGGGAGGACUGCAAAAAAACAAAAGCACUGGAUUGACCACUCCAUAUUUUGCUACCUCGACAGUAGAAGUAAUGUUUCAUGUGUCAACAAGAAUGCCUUCUGAUUCAGAUGACUCUCUAACAAAAAAGCUAAGACAUUUAGGAAACGAUGAAGUACACAUUGUCUGGUCAGAGCAUACUCGGGAUUAUAGAAGAGGAAUAAUUCCAACAGAAUUUGGUGAUGUUCUUAUAGUUAUCUAUCCCAUGAAAAACCAUAUGUUCAGUAUCCAGAUCAUGAAAAAGCCUGAGGUUCCAUUUUUUGGUCCACUCUUUGAUGGUGCUAUUGUGAAUGGAAAAAUUCUUCCUAUUAUGGUUCGCGCAACAGCUAUAAAUGCAAGCCGUGCAUUGAAAUCAUUAAUCCCAUUAUACCAAAACUUUUAUGAGGAGAGAGCACGCUACCUGCAAACAAUUGUCCAGCAUCACCUAGAACCUACAACUUUUGAGGAUUUUGCUGCGCAGGUUUUCUGUCCAGCACCUUACCACCAUUUGCCCUCGGACACAGAUCAUUAAAUAUCAGUUCUGUUUAUCUGAAGCAUGAACAAGUAGUACUGGAUGGCAGUGGUGUGUUUUGUACCCUGUACUGUCUUUCAUUGAUGUUGUAAGACAUUCUGAAGUGAUAACGUAGGAGAGAAGGAGAAGAAGAAUGUGUAACACUUGAAAUUCUUUGUUCAGAAAACUUUAUUUAAUGUCAAAUAAAUCAAAGUGCUACUGUGAAAAAGCUGUAAAUCUAAAUAAAAUAAAUUUUGUAAGAAUUAAUUCGGUAAGUCAUUAUCUCAAAAUUUGUUUCUUAAUUGCAAAAAUAUGCAGAAAUAAUUUUUAAAAUUAUGAAAGUGUUCUGAUUAGGACUGCAGAAAGAGUGACUGAGAGAUGUUAAAACACUGAGAUUGCUUUGUGUGAAGGUAUAAACUGUAAGUGGAAAUGAGGCGCAGUUUUAAAGUGUAAGUGUAUAGCUGUGCCAGUUCUAAUCAUCAAAACCAAAGGGAAAACAAAUUAAAAGGCAGUGAUUUAAAACUAAUUAAAUCAGUACAAAAAUAGUAAUUUAAUUUAAUGUAUGAAAACGUUUGAAUAGGAGAAAUCUGUAACUAGAAACAUUGGAAGCAAUAAGCAGGGGUACCAGUCCUUACCAUUUUUCCUCCCUAAAGCGCUCAGCAAGCAUUCAGCAUCAGACACUUCCGUAUCACUAGUAUAGAUCCUAUAUUCUAGUGCACUCUUAUCAGUUCUGCCUGAUCACUUUUGGAAAUCUCAUUCCAGGCUAAAUCAUUCUCUGUUCACCUAGCUCCUUCUUUUGGGGUGAAGCAGAGCUGCUUUUCUCCCUUGCACCAAGCUAGUACAGAACAGGGACAAUUCCUAUAUUCCCUUAAAAAUUGUCCAAGUCAUACUUGCUUUCUCUAACUUGAUCUAGAAAAAAAAAAAUCUUACUGAAAAGCUUGAUUUUAGUCUUAAGCUUUCUCUCACAGGUACUAAUUUUCUGCAGGAAUCUCAUUAAUAGGAACUUGUGAUGUAUUUCACACUUGAGUGUAUGCACAUGUGUUUACAUAGCAGAGAACGUCACCUCCUACCCUAAGGGACAUCCUCUUCUGAACUUUGUGGAGAGUGGUGGAGCUGCCCAACACAUCCAUGCCAGGAGCAGCCAGGAUCUCCCUAGGACAUAGAUGCAGCACACUGUGACCCAGCAUCCAAGAGCCUUUCCCCAGAGCUCUCUGACUGGGUUGUUGUUGCAGAUGGGGAUACCAGGAACGCCCCCCUCAGGGCUGACCUAUACUGGGUCCAGGGCUUCAGGUGUUCUGGUGCUCAGCUCCAGGACAGUGCCUGGAGUAGCACCGCACCUUCUGCCUCCAAGCUGACUCAGGAGAGCACAGACUCUAAAGCCUGAAGCAGGUGUAGGUUAGUACUGCGGUCAUCUGCCAAAAUGGCUUCCCCAGGGCUCGGUUAGUGGGCAAACCACUGGUGUCCAGUUCUCGUGAAGGCAGACCUGUGAGCAGGGUGCCUGCAGAUGGCCCUGAACUUUGAAGGACCGUGAUCCCAGAAAAGAAUCCACCUGAUGUACUACUAAAAUACUUAUUACCCCUAUGUUACCAGACAUGCAUCAGACAGCUGUAUUGAAAGAUAGGUACGGAGGUCUUGCUGGUGCCAGGAUUACACAUAGGAUCGGCACUGGAAUCCUGCCUGGGUAUCUACACGCAUUCAUCACCCCUAAGAUGACUCAAAACCUUGCAGGCUACCUGCAAGACAUCUCUGUGUCAUCUGAAAAUUUCUGACCAGCUUCUAAAAAUAUGUUGCAAUUACUUUUUUAUAUAGUAUUUUAUUUAUAUCUGCUUUUUAUGAAAAAAAAAAGACCACAAGCAACUAGAAAAUAUUUCCUUAUUUUAGAUUUGAUUGUUUAGUUGGAUCACGAUCUUGACACUGAUAGUUGUCAAGUAUGUUUAAUUUUUCUAAAAUACUAUAUACAAUUUCUUCUUCUAAGAUAUAUACAGAAACUGCGAAGCUACUAAAGCCCAUCAACAAGCACUGUAUUUUAUUUUUUUGGUGUGACUCUAUGGGCUGCUUUCAGCAUGCCAGAUUCUUCACUUGAACUAUGACAGUCAGCAAAUAGAGACUAUGCCAUCCAGUUACCAACUGUAUUUUCUCAGACUGGUGUAUUUUGUGAAAGCUUCAGUCCUCAGCAAAAGCUGUUUCCUUCCUUAGAGUGGCUGCUGCUUGAUACAAAGUAAUUGUGGCUGCUGCUGUUUUAUCUGGAUAUCUAGGUUGCCCUGUUAAAAUACCUGAAAAGUCCAUCUUCCCAGGUUUAGGAACUUGACUAAUGUAGUGAAAGUAUGCUUUUUUUUUUCUUCUUCUUAUUUUCUAUUUAAAAAAGAGAUAUAUCCCCGCUUAAUCACAGAAUGUAAUUCUGUUGCUGCUCCUAAUUUUACUUUGUGCUGACUCUGGUAAGUAGAGUUAACCACAAAAUAAUAUUUCCUGCUAUACAGCUAUUGAGUAAAUCAGACUUCUGUGACACCAGAGUAGGCUGAGGAAACCGUCAAUGACAAACUCAAUGAUAUUGAAGGGCUUAUUGACCCCUCGAUGCUAAGAUUCUGAGUUUGAAAUUGUACUGAUGAUUUGGUUUUGUUUUUUUCUGUCAUCUUUUUUUUCCUUUCUUGUUACUAAAAAUAGGACCUCAGUAUAGUAAACCUUGUUAAAAAGGGUCAUAGCAUUUUCCUUGUGAUGCCAGCAGACUGUUUGAUCCCUACAGUCGUCCUACAUUUUCAAGCCUGCGUUCAGACCAGUCCUGCUGCCCCACUCCCAAAGUCAGUGAGGAUGCCAGCUUACAGGCAGAGAAGUGGAGCAAUGUAGAGGUAGUGGUGCUUCAGCCUCGCACAAGAAAAUCUCAAGUUCCAUGGCCUGCAUCUUAACUCCAUCUGCUGUUUGUUUGCUGUGUAACUUGGAACAGAGAAUCUGUUCAUCUUUUUGGCCCUGUUAUCCCUUUGCAUAUUAGAUUGAUGGUGCUAAGCACCACUGGUGAUAAGCAACGCUCCUGGUGGCGAUGGUUGAACUUUGUGACCAGAAAUGCAGUUAGAAAUGUUGUUUGAAGGCUGUGUGUCUGGCAGGGCUGGGAAGAGUUUCUCAUUAUUCCUUCUCCAGUCUAAACAUAGGAAGAAAUGCUUUCAUUCCAGAUCAGAGGAAACCCACAAAACUUAAUGAAAAUUUCCAAAAAUUCCACAUUGGAUGACUGAAGCUGAAAUGUUAUGCAUUUCUGAACUGUUGCCCGUGCAUUGACCACUUGGGUUGUAGUAAGCUGCGGAUCCUCAGCACUUCAAAGUGAUAAAUCCAGUGAGGACUGAUGGACACCCAAAGAGAUCAACUUUAUUCAUUUCCACUGAAAAGCAAGGAAUAUGACUGUCCAAUU
Anas platyrhynchos (mallard) is the source of this 11373-nucleotide messenger RNA. NCBI's taxonomy places the organism in Eukaryota, Metazoa, Chordata, Aves, Anseriformes, Anatidae. The record is from RefSeq and is a predicted model, not a curated record.